Molecule: messenger RNA, 2899 nt
Organism: Culex quinquefasciatus (southern house mosquito)
Lineage: Eukaryota; Metazoa; Arthropoda; Insecta; Diptera; Culicidae
Product: endoplasmic reticulum metallopeptidase 1
Exons: 4
Coding region: 198-2846 (882 amino acids)
Biological process (GO): proteolysis
Molecular function (GO): metalloexopeptidase activity
Source: RefSeq, a predicted model, not a curated record
CAGCAGUCUCUGUUUGGGCUGUUUGUGUUGGUAAGCCAGCAAACUUGCCGGUAUCAUCGUCAACAAGGGUGCUGUUGUGAAUCCACGUCGAUUACCCCAUCGGCGGGACACAAUCCUUUCCGAUUGUUCAACGCUCGUUAUCGAGAUAAACGCAGAGCGAACUACGAGCCAGUUGAGUUCGUACAUCUCAAGGAACCAUGGUGGACAAGAAAAAGGCGAAGUUAGUGAAGGCGGCUUCGCCGCCGGAAGAUGAUCAGCCUAACCUGCAUCAGCUGGACUCGCAGCUCGGCAUGUUCGGCGUGGUGUUGAUGCUGUUCUGUGGAACCGUGUCCAGUUAUCUGUUCACCAGUUUGCCGGACGCGCUGACGAGGGCCGAUUUGGAGAGUUAUCCGGGGGCGUUUAUCGCGGAGCGGGCCUGGGAGAACUUGAAGGUGCUGAACGACAUUGGGCCGAAGCCGACUGGGAGUGAGGCGAACGAGAAGUUGACCGCGGACUAUCUGAAGCGCGAGAUUGAGUUGAUCCGGGCGAGCAAGCAUCGCAAUCAGGAUGUGCUGGUGGAGCAUCAGGUUGUGACGGGCGGAUAUCCGAUUGCGUUUAUGGGCAAUCCGCUGACCAGUAUUUAUCGGAACGUGCAGAAUUUGGUGGUGAAGUUGCCUGGUGAGAACGACAACGGAACCAAUCCGGUUUUGAUGUUAAAUUCCCAUUUUGAUAGUGUGGCCAGUUCUCCUGGUGCUAGCGACGACGGGGCUAGUGUGGCCGUAAUGCUGGAAAUACUAAGGGUGAUUUCGAGGCAACCGGUUCGAAAUAGGUACUCGAUCAUUUUCCUGUUUAACGGUGCGGAGGAAACUCCGCUGCAGGCGGCACAUGGUUUCAUAACUCAGCACCCGUGGGCGAAACAGGUCAGCGCUUUUCUAAAUCUCGAGUCCGCAGGAUCGGGUGGUAAGGAAGUGUUAUUCCAAAGUGGUCCCCAGCAUCCGUGGAUGAUUGACGUGUACGCUAGAGCGAUACGACACCCGUUUGCACACGCGGUCGCCGAGGAAGUGUUUCAAUCGGGGUUGAUUCCGUCUGAUACGGACUUUCGGAUCUUCCGCGACUUUGGUCACGUGCCCGGCAUGGACUUUGCGCACAUGAUCGAGGGCUACCGCUACCACACAAAGUACGACAACAUCGACUACCUGUCGUUGCCGGUUCUGCAGCGCACUGGGGAUAAUAUUCUGGCCCUUACGAGGGAGAUGGUCAACAGUGACGAGCUGGCCAACGCGGGCAACGAGGAAACCACCAAAGGUUACAGCGUGUUCUUCGACUUUCUGGGAUUGCUCUUUGUGUGCUACUCGACGGAUGCGGCCAUCACGAUCAACUCGCUGGUAGCGAUCCUUGCCGUUCUGAUGCCUUACUUUGGCUUGAGUCGAUCCGUUCGACGACUCGGAGAAGCGACCAUCAUUAAAGAGGCCGUGUACGGAUUUCUGGCUACGGUCCUGGGGACCGUAAUGAGCCUCAUCGCUUGUUUGAUCAUGGGUCGCCAGUUGGACGCGAUGGGACGUGCCCUAACGUGGUUUUCAACGCCGUACCUCAUCCUCGGUUUGUACUGCUGCCCGGCCUUACUGUGUCACUGCUUCGCACAGGUCAUCGUCAACAAGGUGUUUGCCGAUAAGAAGACCCCACUGAACCUGUCCCAAACGGUGCAAUCGCGCCUGAUCGGCGUGAGUCUGUUCUGGGCGCUGCUCGUCAUCCCGCUGACCUUCUUCGGCAUUCGCAGCGCGUACAUCUUUAUGGUUCUUUUGCUGGUGUCCGUCAUGUCCUCGCUGGUGAUCGCCGUGAUGGGCUUCCAGAACACGACCCGCAAGUGGUUGGCCGUUCACUUGGGUUUCCAGCUGUUGGCGAUGCUUUGGACUACCCAGUACUAUCACAUGUUUAUGAAGCUGUUUGUGCCGAUUUCGGGUCGUAGCGGAGGUUCCAAGAAUCCAGAAUAUCUGGUGGGAUCGAUCGCGGCGCUGUGUACACUGCUGAUCGGGAGCUACAUGAUGCCGCUGGUGCAGCUGCUUAAGAGGGCUUCCGAGUUGAUCUCGCGUUUGACAGUUUUCAUCUUGAUCGCCCUGUUGAUGGCGUGCUUCACCCAGGUUGGCUUUCCGUACCGAGAUGAUAACGCCAAGGCGCCCACCGUUCAGCGGCAUUACGUUACGCACGUCCUCCGAGUGUACCACGAUGAGCGUGGUCUUGUCCGGGACACCGACUCUGGCUUCCUAUUCCGCGAGAUGGACCGCAACUCGGUCCGGAUGAUCCGCGGGGUGGCCAGUCCCGAGGAGGUGAUUCCGAUGCGGCAGAUGAACACCUGUGAGUCGGAGAUCUUUUGUGCGGUCCCGUUCUACUCGAUGUGGCACCAGAUUCGGUUCGACAACUACUGGCUGCCGGGACCGGAACCGACCACGGAUGAUGAUGUAGUCACGUUGGCGUACCAGGGCAGAGAGAGGCUGAGUGAAAACCGAACCCGGUUGACGUUCACCAUGGAGGGCAGCACCCAAUCGUCGCUGAUCGUUGGACCUAAGCCGGGAGUGAAGCUGGUCGGGUGGAGUCUGAUAGAUGAAGUUCCUGCCACCGUUUUCAACGGUCAACUGGGACACUUUGCGUUGAUAACGCACGGCUUGCCAGGAGAACCUUGGAAUGUAACGAUGGACUUUGAAUACGCGGACAAGCAUUACGAAGGCCUGUUGGCGGAUGUUGCCAUUGUGACGACGUUCUGGGAGUACCACGAGAAACAUACUCAAGAUUUUACAAAACUGAUCAACAAAUUCCCCUCGUGGGCGCAUGUGAUACCGUCGGUGGCCGUAAUGAACAUUUAUGUUUUCUAACCACAAACAAAAAAGACUUUAUUUCGAACAAUAAACCACACACUUUUAACUUA